This is a messenger RNA of Chaetomium fimeti, 715 nucleotides long. RefSeq lists its product as uncharacterized. The record is from RefSeq and is a predicted model, not a curated record. The transcript has a single exon. NCBI's taxonomy places the organism in Eukaryota, Fungi, Ascomycota, Sordariomycetes, Sordariales, Chaetomiaceae. Bases 186 to 614 code for a protein of 142 amino acids.
CGAGGUCUCGAUCAACUGCCUGCGGGGGAAUCUGCAGUUGCUCCUCGUGGGCGGGCAGGGGAGCAGGUUUCUCUUUAAUUCUCCGAAAACAACGGGCGAUAGCUUGUGGGCGGGGAGAGGGUGGUGGGUGGCCAAUUCUUCCUCAUUUUCUUCCCUCCAGCCAGUAUCUUGAGCGAACCUUCCACAUGUCUCAAAUGCCACGAUUGCUCUUUCUUUCUUUGCCAACCCGGGCGGGGCGGGGCGGUCAGUUAUCAUUCCGCCACUGCCUGAAACCGUAUGGAUCGUGGUUUCCUCCGCUGGCGGGGGGGGGGGGAGUCAGCCACAAACUCCCAAAGGAAGCUCCCCCGCAAUCUCGCUCCCCCUUGCACAACCAAAAUCUGGUGUCGUUUCAGGACUCUGCACCGCACCCACAAGGCCCAACAAAUCUUCGAUCGAGUCACCUGAGCGCGCCGACUCCUCUGUCGAUGCAACGAGAGAGCACGAAACCCCCAUGCCGCCAAGCACCAAGCCACAGUACCUCGGCCCACCCUCUGGUCCUUGUUUGCGCCCUCUUGCACCGCACCCUCGACCAGCAGCUUGUCACAUCCGCGACCUCUGGGAUUGCUAGAUCGUGAUAGAUGGGGACCGGGCAGCCAGCAGAAGCAGCGGCAGUUCACUUGCCCGCGCCCAAUAUGCGUGCUUUCGGUCGUCUCGUGCAGCUGGCCUGCAUGAUCGU